GCUGCUCUGAGCAGAGUGGGGGUUAGAUUGUCAUACUCUGGCCCUCCCAGAGCUUUCUCUUUAAUGACUUUCUCCCCUCCCCCCACCCUCACAAUGAACAGUGAGAUAGUGGCUGGGGAAACAGGUGCUGAGUGGGGGACUCUUGUUUCAGAUGCUGGUGACCUUCGAGGAGGUGGCUGUGUAUUUCACCCAGGGACAGGGGGCGCUGUUGGACCCCACUCAGAGAGCCCUCUACAGGGACGUCAUGCAGGAGAACUAUGAGAUGGUGACCUCGCUGGGAUUUCCCAUUCCCAAACCUGACCUGAUCACCCGGCUGGAACAAGGGGACGAGCUGUGGGUCCUGGAUCUCCCAAGAGGCAGACACACAGGUGAUGAGACCAUGAUGAGUGAGAACAAGGAGAAGAAUCCACAACAGGUAGAUCCCGAGCAAGUGGAACUGCAGGGGAACUUUUUGAGAAGAGCUGAAGGGGAUUUUUCCCAAUCCUUGAAACAGAGAAAAGCUUGGAGGAGUCAGCAGAGAUCAGAGAGGCAGCUGGGAAUCCACCCAAUGAAGAAAGAGGAUGAAUCCAUUGAAUAUGGGGUAGGAUGCAAGAAUCCUGAGGAAACCUCAGUCCAGCAGACAAAUCCCAAGAAAGAAAAACCUUAUAAAUGUCUCAACUGUGGGAGAAGCUUCAUUCAGAAAUCGAACCUUAUCGCUCAUCAGAGAAUCCACACAGGCGAAAAAAACCAUAAGUGCUUGGACUGUGGGAAAACUUUCAGUGACAGCUCACAGCUUAUUAAACAUGGGAGAAUCCACACAGGAGAGAGACCUUAUAAGUGCCUGGACUGCGGGAAAAGCUUCAGUCAGAGCUCACACCUUAAUACGCAUCAGAGAGUGCACACAGGAGAGAGACCCUAUAAGUGUCUCAACUGUGGGAACAGUUUCACACAGAGAUCCAUCCUUAUCAGACAUCAGAGAAUCCACACUGGAGCUAAACCUCACAAAUGCCUCGACUGUGGGAAAAGUUUCGCUCACGGAUCAACCCUUAGUUCACAUGAGAAAAUCCACACAGGAGAGAAACCCCACAAGUGCUUGGACUGUGGGAAAAGCUUCAUUCAGCGAUCAGCCCUUACUACACACCAGAAAAUCCACACAGGAGAGAAACUUUAUAAAUGCUUAGACUGUGGGAAGAGUUUCACUCAGCGAUCAAAUCUGAUUUCACAUGAGAUGAUCCACAAAGGAGAAAAACCCCAUAAAUGCCUGGAGUGUGGGAAGAGCUUCUGUCACAGCUCAUACCUUCUUAGACAUCAGAGAAUCCACACAGGAGAGAGAAGCUACAAAUGCCUGGACUGUGGGAAAAGUUUCACUCAGAGAUCAACCCUUACGAGACAUCAGAAAAUCCAUACUGGAGAGAAACCCCACAAAUGCCUCGAUUGUGGGGAAAACUUUAAUGCAAACCUGUAUUUGAUUCAAAUGAUUUAUGCUGAAGAGAAACCCUAUAAGUGUCUCAACUGUGGGAAAAGUUUCAAUCAGAAAUCGAACCUUAUCACUCACCAGAGAAUCCACACAGGAGAGAGACCUUAUAAAUGCCUGGACUGUGGGAAAAGCUUCAGUCAGAGCUCACACCUUAUUACGCAUCAGAGAGUGCACACAGGAGAGAGACCCUAUAAGUGUCUCAACUGUGGGAACAGUUUCGCUCAGAGAUCCAUCCUUAUCAGACAUCAGAGAAUCCACACUGGAGAUAAACCUCACAAAUGCCUCGACUGUGGGAAAAGUUUUGCUCACAGAUCAACCCUUAGUUCACAUGAGAAAAUCCACACAGGAGAGAAACCCCACAAGUGCUUGGACUGUGGGAAAAGCUUCAUUCAGCGAUCAGCCCUUACUACACACCAGAAAAUCCACACAGGAGAGAAACUCUAUAAAUGCUUGGAUUGUGGGGAAAGUUUCACUCAGCGAUCAAACCUGAUUUCACAUGAGAUGAUCCACAAAGGAGAGAAACCCCAUAAAUGCUUGGAUUGUGGGAAAAGCUUCCGUGACAGCUCAGACCUUCUUAAACAUCAGAGAAUCCACACGGGAGAGAGAAUCUACAAAUGCCUCGACUGUGGGAAAAGUUUUGCUCACAGAUCAACCCUUAGUUCACAUGAGAAAAUCCACACAGGAGAGAAACCCCACAAGUGCUUGGACUGUGGGAAAAGCUUCAUUCAGCGAUCAGCCCUUACUACACACCAGAAAAUCCACACAGGAGAGAAACUCUAUAAAUGCUUGGAUUGUGGGGAAAGUUUCACUCAGCGAUCAAACCUGAUUUCACAUGAGAUGAUCCACAAAGGAGAGAAACCCCAUAAAUGCUUGGAUUGUGGGAAAAGCUUCCGUGACAGCUCAGACCUUCUUAAACAUCAGAGAAUCCACACGGGAGAGAGAAUCUACAAAUGCCUCGACUGUGGGAAAAGUUUUACUCAAAGAUCAACCCUUACAAGACAUCAGAAAAUCCAUACUGGAGAGAAACCCCACAAAUGCCUCUACUGUGGGAAAAGCUUCAUUCGGAGAUCAGCCCUUACUACACACCAGAAAAUCCACACAGGAGAGAAAACCUAUAAAUGCUUGGACUGUGGAGAGAGUUUCACUCAGCGAUCAAACCUGAUUUUACAUCAGAUUCUCCACAAAAGAGAGAAACCCCAUAAAUGGUUGGAUUGUGGGAAAAGUUUCAUUCAGAGUUCAAACCUGAUUUCACGUGAUAUGAGCCACAAAAGAGAGAAACCCCAUAAAUGCUUGGAUUGUGGGAAAAGCUUCCGUGACAGCUCAGACCUUCUUAAACAUCAGAGAAUCCACACGGGAGAGAGAAUCUACAAAUGCCUCGACUGUGGGAAAAGUUUUACUCAAAGAUCAACCCUUACAAGACAUCAGAAAAUCCAUACUGGAGAGAAACCCCACAAGUGCUUGGACUGUGGGAAAAGCUUCAUUCAGAGAUCAACUCUUACUAGACAUCAGAAAAUCCAUACUGGAGAUAAAUCCCACAAAUGCCUCGACUGUGGGAAAAGUUUCACUCAGAGAUCAACCCAUAUUAGACAUCAGAAAAUCCAUACUGGAGAUAAACCUCACAAAUGCUCAACUACAGGGAAAAGUUUCAUGUGGAGAUCAAACCUGAUUUCACGUGAGAUGAUCCACAAAAGAGAGGAAACCCAAAAAGACUUGGACUGUGGGAAAAGCUUCAAGAACAGCUCAACGCUCACUGAAACAUCGGCGAUGCCACACAGGAGACAGCUCUUAGAAAUACCUUGACUGUGGGAAAGAUUCAGUCAGAGCUCACCCAUUAUCAUACAUUGAAGAGUCCCCACAAGAGAGAGACUUUGAAUGUAGGGGAAGCUUCAUCUGGUGAUCCAGAAGUAUAAAGCAACAGCAAACCCACCCAGGGUAGAGACCCCUUAUGGCAGGGGUGGGCAAACUACGGCCCAUGGGCCAGAUCUGGCCCCUCAGGGCUUUGGAUCCGGCCCACGGGACUUACCCCCCCCCCCUCGUGGUGCCGCGGACCCCACGCCGCUCUCGGAAGCGUCGGGCACAACGUCCCUGCGGCCCCCAGGUGGUGGGGCAGAGGGCUCCGUGCGUUGCCCUUGCCUUCAGGUACCGCUCCCCCGCAGCUCCCAUUGGCCGGGAAUGGGGAACUGCAACCAAUGGGAGCU
This is a messenger RNA of Chrysemys picta bellii (western painted turtle), 3654 nucleotides long. NCBI's taxonomy places the organism in Eukaryota, Metazoa, Chordata, Testudines, Emydidae. The record is from RefSeq and is a predicted model, not a curated record.